Molecule: messenger RNA, 10208 nt
Organism: Betta splendens (Siamese fighting fish)
Lineage: Eukaryota; Metazoa; Chordata; Actinopteri; Anabantiformes; Osphronemidae
Gene: noxa1
Product: NADPH oxidase activator 1
Exons: 17
Coding region: 466-2058 (530 amino acids)
Biological process (GO): superoxide anion generation
Molecular function (GO): superoxide-generating NADPH oxidase activator activity; protein binding
Source: RefSeq, a predicted model, not a curated record
ACACGCCACCACUGCACUACAGGCCAUGUUUCAUCCGUUUAUAACAGCUGUGUUUUUACAGUCAUAACAGAGCAUUAUCAUGAGAUGAUGAAACUCUUUAAUAACGUACUCACUGGGCCACUUUUCUGUAACUGUGAAGUUGAUGAUGAAAUACCUGCACGUAGCAUAUGCUGUACAAAGUCCCGUCAAUAGAUGAUGAUUGGUCCUCAUAAAGGUAUUGGGACAGAGAUGCUUUGUGAUAGGUGGAUUCCCCAGGGGAGGAAUGUGGAUGGAAAACUUCCUCAUAGCCAAUGGGUGGAGAUACUGGAGGAGGCUGUUAGUAGACUCUGACUUUCCUCCUGGCAUCAGACAGCGAGCAGCAUAUUUUGGCUCAACGGUAUCUAAACAAAUAUCAGAAUAAGCAGCAAGUCCCCAAAAGCCAAAGCACAGUCUACUUUGUGUGUUCUAUCUUGUGGGACUUUCAGUAUGCUGUACACAGAGCUAUUGAAGCUGUGGGAUGAGUCAGUGCAGGCCGUGGAUGCCAAGGACUGGCACAAAGCCCUGAACAAACUGGAACAGAUAAGAGAACCCACAUCUCGCAUUCUGUUUAAUGCUGCCUCAGUUAAUGUGGCCCUGGGGCAGCUGGACCAAGCCCUCAAGUCUUUAGACCUCACCAUUGCAAAGGAUGAACGACUUGCUGUUGGCUUCUUUCAGAGAGCAGCAGUUAUGAUGCAGAUCAAUAGGUUGGAGGAGGCUCUUUCAGACUGUAUAUGGGCACAGAAGCAUAUGCGAGAAAACAUGGUCAUUGACUACAAACAGCUGGGCCUGCACUUCAAACUACACAACUGGCAGGUUUUAUAUAACGCAGCAGCUGUGUACUGUCGGAUGGGCCAAUGGGACGACGCAAGGGCAGUUCUGCAGUCAGUUUCUCAGGAGAAAGGCGUAAAUAUAAAAGUGGCCCUGGACAGCAUCUUGAAAAGGGAGGUCCUGGCUCCUCUUCUUGUUCCUGAGGGGAAGGUAUUUCGUCCCAGGAAACAGGAUGUGGAACAGCUGCAGCAGAGAGACUUCCUGGGCAAAGCGAAGGUUAUUUCUUCCACAAUUCCUUAUGAUGAUUUUGGAGGAUUUGAACCUCUGAGGUUACAGAAGCCCGGCUUCUAUGAGCCCAAGGUUGAUGGAGCUCAGGAUUCCCGAUACAUGCGCAUACAGGUCCCUUACAUGGCGAGGGGUCCAGACCAGCUGACUGUGCCUGGAGGGGCGGUGGUGUUUUUAUUUGGAAAGGAGGACAGAGAUGGGAUGGCAACUGUUAUAUACGAUGGAAAGAGAGGGCUUCUGCCAGUGUCUCUGCUUGAAUCUGCAGAUGUAAAGACCUGCAAAGGCAGAAAGGAAAAUAGAUUACCCAGUGGAAUUCCACUCCCUCCAGAACUCAAACCACCGGCCCGUCCAAAGGUUCAGCUUGGUUCUGCAGCACCUCCUCAGGUACAUUAUACGUCAGACACGCCACCUCCAUCCUACAAGAACGCCACCCGCACCCUACCGUCAGCAUCAGAGCCUGGUACAAGCACUGCUGACGCUGAACAGACUCCUUAUCCUCAGAACAUCCGAUCAGCCCAGGAGGCAGAGGCAGGAUCUGUAGUGGUGAAGGUCCACUACGUCUACACUGUGGCGCUGUCUGUUUCUGUGAAUAAGCCUUACAGUGAACUGAAAGAGGAAUUAGCGCAGAGGUUUGGACAGCCUGCGUCACACCUCCGCCUCCGCCAUAAGCCACAUGGUUCUCAGACACUGAUUCCUCUGGAUCAGCUGCUGGAGCCAAGCGACACCAUACAAGAACUGACUGAGGCCAACAGAAUCACCCUGUGGUGUCAGAAGGAAGACCCUCUGGCCAAUCGUACCAUCCUCUAUCAGAUGGCAGCCCUGUACGACUAUGCUCCUCAGGGCCCUGAGGACUUGGAAUUCAGCGAAGGAGACACAAUUGAUGUUCUGAGCAAAGUUAAUGAGGAGUGGCUGGAGGGACACUGUGCAGGGAAUAUCGGCAUAUUUCCCAGCUGCUUUGCCUAUAGAGGGAACAACGCUGAGUCUUAAAAGCAAUUUACUGCGCAUGUCUAAAAGACUGUGAAAGGAAGUCAGAGGACCCAGAGAGAACUGGCUGGUCAAGGCUGGAUUCCAGAUAAGUGCUAUACAUUAAGCCACCAUGGAUCUUACUUUGCAGUCAAUACGUAAAACCUUAAAACAGCUCUGUUUACUUUAGCACUGAAGUUACCAUUUUUGAUAAAGAUGUCCAGGAAUUCAGAUACAGACCUGUAAGAGACUCAAAAGCAAAUAUGUUUAAAUCUGUCCUGUUGCUACUAAGCGCCGGGGAAUCUGAAAUAUCUGAGGUUAUGUAUGUGCAUCUGUGUGUGUGUGUGUGUGUCUGUGUGUAGCCAGGUGGUAACAAAUGCAAGCUUGUUAUCUUUGUUCCUAUCCAUAAAUGGCACUAAAGGGGUGCUGGGUGUUGGAGGGUGUUUUCAAAGCUCUUCAAAGAAGAAUGAAGUCAAACUUGGACUAGCCCCCCAUUUCACUCAGCUGUUUUAUGCGUUGGUUACUGUCAAAGCCAAAACGUUACAUGGACAGAAACAGAACAAGCGUGAUAAACUGAGCAAAAACAGACAAUGAUUAAUUAAUUAAUUAUUUCUAAGAUAGUCACCAAAUCAGAGCAUUAGCAUUGGUAGAGUUACUUUAUAAACAUUUACUGUACGAAUCCAUACUAUCUAUACCAAACCUCAACACAUAUAACGUAGUGUUGUUUUUUCUUCUGUAGCACAACAAAUUAAAUGUGUAAUGACAUAAUGUCAAAUUUUAUCUAAUGUAAUCUGAAUUAAAUCCCCAAUAAAAUAGUGAUGAAACCUUUGAAAGCACUGCUCUAAAUGUUGUUACCGCAGAUAAAGCAAAUUCAAGGUAGGAAAUAAUAAUAUGCAGGACUGGAUCGGAAGGAACUGCAUGUUAAACAUUGUUUGAGUGAUUCCUUUUUUCAGCAGCCAUUGACUCACUCAUCACCACUAGAGCAGUAGGAGUUACAACUGUUCAGUUAAUUGAAUCCAUCCUGUUUCCCCUCACUCACGUUGGCCCUGCUGUGACACUGUCAAGUCCCAUUUCCAGAUUUUUCCAUUUGUUAUCUAGUAACUUGUCUAAUCAAGUCUUUUGUAAUAUCAAAAAUUUCUUGGUUUGAUCUCGUUUUCAUGUUAGAUAAAGAUAGAUUUCCAAAGAUAUUUGGAAUUAUAUUUUUGAGCAGGUGCUUUGGAAAUGUUUUUUCUAGUAUGUCUUGCUCUUUAAAUUGAGUCUUCACUAUGUCAUUUUUGGAAAUUAUUAUUUGAGAUAUAAACAUUAAAUAACAUUAGGAUUACAUUACAUUAUAUUUUUUUAGUCUGCUUCAACAGACAUAAUGAAUAAGUCUUUCUAAACGAGACGCAAUAUUUCCACUUCUAAAACCAUGAGCCAAUUAGACAUGUUUUAUUAUUAUUAUUAUUAUUAUUAUUAUUAUUAUUAUUAUUAUUAUUAUUAUUAUUAUUAUUAUUACUGUUAUUACUAUUAUUUUAUAUUUUUUGGUUCCUAUUUGACCUACUCUUCAGAAUUCAGUUACUCAGCUCCAUCAAAUUUAAUACUUGUCAUUAAACUAGAAAUCUGAAUUUUCUUAGAGGAAUAUGUAAUAUAUUUAAAUACACGGAGGAAGCCUUCAUUUUGCUUUAGUAUUUCAACGAACACUUCAAACAGCAGAGAAGCGUGUUUUGAGAGUGUUUUGUGUUUAAUAUGAACAUAAAUAAUAAAUGUGAGAGAUAUUUAUUACAAAGUGACAUACCUCCUAUACAGAAGCCUGAGUUGAGUUAUAUGCUAUACCUUAGAGUUACAUUAAAGAGUUCUUGCUGAGGCCAGAUGACUAACCACUGCACCACUACACUGCCAUGUCCUGUUGGUGGAGGCCACAUUUACAAUGCUGUAGUCUCAGACGUCAGUUUGCAUUUUGUUUUAUAAAUAUUGUUUCAACCACCAUGUUGGUACCAAACGAGGAAAUGUUGGCUUUUAGUGCACAACUUACUGCCUGCAACUUUAACACUAUUAUCUUGUAGUAGUUACAACAUUUGUCACCAAACAGUCAAACAGAUGUUACAAGGUUCCAUUGAAGACUAAACUUAGAUAUUUAACCUUGCAGUGUAGCAGAGCUGGAUGCAGGUUUGCUGCCCUCUCACUAUAACCAACAAUAAUUCUACUCCCUUGCAGAUUUGAGUUUCUUUAUGUGUUGUCAGGAAACCAAGCUCAACAUCAUACAGGUUAGUGUCAGUGAUAUACUGUAUGUUAAAAAGCUUCCCAAGAUGCCCUGAUGAGGAAAAUGGUCAAAUAAUGCAGGAUCUAUAUCAAGUAGAAUGUAAAGUUGCACAUUCAAUAGUUAAAGACGUUCUUUUUCACAUAGCAUCGAUCCCAUAUUGCACAUUUGGUUUCAUUUGAACUCAAACUCUAUUUAAGUUCAUCAUUCACAUUCAGUAUAGGUUACAGUUGGUCCCCAGUCAUUUGCCUUUUUGAAAGGACUUGGACUGUGUAGUUGAAGGUCAUUUGUCCUUUGAGUUGCCCGUAUUUUCCUGUCCUCCACUUAAUGCCUUGAAUUCACUGACGGACUUGCUUCAGUCUGAGUGUUAGGAGGCUUUCUUGCUGCACAUUCCUGGAGAUUCCUGGAGGUUCAACUUCGAUCUGCACAGAAAACACACUGAUUAGAUGCAGCCUUGGUCGCUGGUUCGUCCAUCUCUAAAGUCUGAUCUUAAACAUGUUAUACAUUUGUACAUUUGUAUAUACAUUUCAUAUGUCCAUUACCUGUUGUGUGUCAUGUGACUCUUGACAAGAUGUCCAGCUGCCAAAGCAGCCAUCAGAGAGAGCUCUCCAGCCAGGACAGUGGCACACACCACUCUGGCAAGCUGCCGGGAAUUCUCACCUGGACAGUCCUGACUGGCUCCCUGCACACCCAGCAUCUGCAAAGAGCCCAAGAGAGAUGAAGAUUCAGCAACAGAGACCUAACGAAAUUAGACAGGUGGCCUGCUCAUACAGUACAGUUAUGUACUGUGCCCAAAGGGCAAAUGACUGAUAAGACCAGUGCUCUACAAUGCAGGGCUCCAUAUUUGAACCAUUGUAAUUACAUUUGUGAAAAACAAACAAAUGCGUGUGGUCCACACAGGUUGGUCAGUCAUUACUAAUAUCUGUAACUCUCGCUUCAUCCAAAUUUUUCCUCCUCUGACGUACUUAGACUUCUUCUUCCCCAUAGAUCAUGAUGACUUGAUGUAAAUAAUUAUGUCAUCUGAACCAUUAAAUAUUUAUAUAUUAUCAAUUCAAAGCUUUGUUUAACCAUAUCAGUCAACCACCAGUCAAAACGUCUGUUAGUUCCUCUUCUAGACAGACUUGUUGGAACCGUGCUUUAUGUGGUGUUCGUAACGUUCUGUUCCCACUGUUAAAUAUAAUUACCAUCUACUGUAUGCCACAUAUUAAUGUCAGGUACUCAAUUGUUUAUAGUCUAGUGACAAUUCACAUCCCAAAUUGUGUUUCUGCUCAGUCUUUUCAUCCUCUCUCCCUUCAAUGAAACUUUUAUGAACCAAGCAGCUUGGAUUUUCCCAUAAUGCUGUUUUGGCUUGAGACAGUACUAAAGAGGAAACAACCUCCCAGCACUACAUUUGUUACCCAUUAAUCUCCACCCAUGUACCUGUAGUUUGCAUCCAUGCUGUACGUUAUCAAAACUGCAAUAUAUUAUUAUUAUCACUAUAAAUAAUCUGAAAAGCUUCUGGCCUGGGUCCAGAAUCUGGAUCUGCUGGUGUAAGAGUCCUUUAUGCUGCUACCAGGAAAUACAUAGAUCAGAAAUUCAAAUUUUUUACUUACGUUUAUGUAACUCAAGCUUCUUCAACUGAUAAGUUACACAUUAAAGUGCAACAAGUUUUACUCAACAUGAACAGGCAAUUACAUUUUAGAGCAUGUAGCUGUAAAAAACAUCUACCUUGGACAGUGGAGACACAAGAUUUAAGAAAUUAUCUUUAUGACAGUAUGUUGUUUUUAGUGAAAAAUACAAUCUUUACAUGUCUAUACUGUAAUUACCACAAACUAAACUUAAUUAUUAUUUUUAUUAUUAUUGUUGGCUCUACAGGGUAACACUGUGGAAGUGUGUUUUAACCUCAUUCAUAUUUGUGUGAAAUUCCAUGACUCCAGUUUCAGGCCUCAUCUGGAUGACUGGGAGUUCUCAUUGAUAUUAACAGUAAAUAUAAUAUGCUGCCGUUACCUGUAGACAAGCUUUUUGGGGGGCCAGGUUGGUGCCCCCGCCCACAGUGCCUAGCUCAAUAGAAGGCAUGGAGCAGCUAAUGUACAGGUCCUCUCUUGUUGGUCCCGAGGCCUCCAUAAGGGUGAUGCAAUUACUGCUUCCUACUGACUGGGCCGGGUCCUGGAAUAGACAGAGUCACACACCUCGGUACAGGAAAACAAAGGUCAGGGCUAACAACAUGGAUACAGACGCAUCAAAUCACCUGUCCACAGGCUAUGUAGAUGGCAGCCACCAGGUUGGCUGAGUGUGCAUUAAAUCCACCAAUGCUUCCUGCCAUAGCGGAGCCCACUAAGUUCUUAUUAAUGUUCACGUCGACCAGAGCUUCUGUGGUUGUUUUCAAAACCUGGAGCACAGUGACAAGGAACCCACACAACAGAACUUGACAUGGUUUUAAUACAACAUAGGUUUAAAAAAUAAAUUAAUUAAAGUAUUCAAGACAUCCCAUAUAAACAGUGCUUAAACAGAAGUAUAAUGAAACUGUUGCAUCUGUCGACAGGUACUUUGGCCCAAACCUAUAUGUUUUUCUAUUGCUGUUACUGCAUCUGUACCAGACGCCAACAUCCCUGGAGCUUCCAAACUGUGUUUUCCUACCUCUCUGACCACUUUAGCAGGAAUGGUGGCUUCACAUACAGCAGACUUCCCUCUGCCUUCAAUCCAGUUAAUGGCAGCUGGCUUCUUGUCGGUGCAGUAGUUUCCACUCACAGCCAACAACUGCAGCUCUGGAAAGUGCUGCUGCAGUUUGCUUAGAGCCUGUUCUGUUCCCUGCAAGAAAGAGACACUUGAUUCUUCAAAUUGUACACAUAAUCAUCAUGAUCAUACCUGCCUGUGCAUCAUAAAAGGCUACCUUCGAAAUCAUAUUCAUCCCCAUGGCAUCCCCAGUCUUAGAAUGGAAGCGGAUGUAGAGGUUUCUCCCAGCCAGACCAACCAACAGCUUCUGGAGUCGAGCAAACCUGCCCAAUCAAUCAUACAUUCAGUAAAAACACUGUCGCCUCACAGCAAGAAGGGCCUAGGUUCCAUUUCCAGGGCGGACUGUUUGGAGUUUGCAUGUUCUCUGGCUAAUCAAGAGUGCAUGUUCUCUGGCUUCAUUCAGACAUUUUUGGAGUCACACAAACACCUUCACACUUUAAAUCAGUCUCAUUCAUUAUCAAUAGACCGUUGGAUAUUUUUUCUCUGUCACCAUCCAUUGUUUUCCCUAAGUGGUAGGACAGCUACACAAGACCUACACAAUAGUCUGUAGAGAGGUACCAUUUUCCCUGUUAACCAUAAUGUGAUUUGUUCUGAUAUUUGGGAGGAGAAGCAGAUCAUCCUUCUGAUAAGUGUACUAAAUAGUGAAAAUUCUAAGAUGAUGAGAAUGUUUAAACUGAGGUUUUUAUUAUGGGGUGAGAUCGCUAUCUUUAAUCAAGAGCGAAGAUUUUUGUUCAGAUUUUGUCAUGCUUGCUCUUAAAACCCUUUUAAAAAUGUCUCUGCUCACACUCAGAUUUGCUCUGGCUCUUGCUCAAAUCCUCCUUCUCGCUCUCGUUUCUGCUUUCUCUUAAACCUCUCAUACUCUCUCUCGCUUCAAACGAUGUCUGAUAAGCCUAUCAAAAAUCACAAGUCAAUAGGAGGCCAGGACUGCUGACCAAUGACAUUAUCGCUUAUUUUUCCUAUGCGAAAGAGAAGCAACGUGACUUUAGAACAAGUCUUACAAGGUCCGUGUAUCAAAAGUCAAAGUCAACUUUAUUGUCAAUUUCUACUAUAUGUUUUAGACCUAUAGAGAAUUGCACUCUCAAACCCCCGGUAUAAAACAAUGAAAGUACACAGAACACAGACCCAACCACAAAUCCAACCCCCCACCAAAAAAUAAGACAGCAGAAAGUGGACUACUAGUACAUGCGUACUUUAAUUUUAACUUAGUAAAGAGAAAAUAAAUAAAUUCAUCUGAGAUCAGUUGACUGCCGAGUUGUUGAUGUCUGACAUAGAAAUGGAACUACAUAAUAUAUUUUGUUGAAAUAAACCUGUCACCCUAUAAAGUAGGUCGCGCCCAACAAUAACAGCAUCAGGUUUAGAUUAUUAAACUGAUUAAACCAGUCAGACUGAUAAGUAAUCAAUUGCUCUUGGAGCUCAUCAGGUGCGGUGGGUCAAGACAGACACCAGCAGAGGAACGGCAACAACAGCAGAUUCUCUGUGGAGAUCCUCCAGUGAUUUCUUUAUUUCUCCGUGUUUCGUCUCACCUCUUUCUGUGGCUAGUGUGGGGAAUUGAAUGAAACAUUUGUUUGACAUGUGUUAACCAAAAUAAAGUCAGUUCCUUUUACGUUCUCUUUGCUUCUUGGGAAAAGUAAGCGUCAGCAGCCCUGGCCUCCUAUUGGCUGGUGAUUAUAUUAUUUUGGACUAUCUCGGGUUGUAGACAAGAGAGCAAGCGUGAGAUGAAUUGAGAGCGAGGAGGAGGAUUUGAACGCAAAAUCUGAGGGCACAAAUACAGAUUUGAACGCGAGCAGAGUAAAUCUAAAUGCAAGCAUAGACAUUUUGAAAGCGAGGGAAGGGUUUUAAAAACAAGCAUGACAAAAUAUGAUCAUUAAAUUGUUAAAGUGCGCUCGUGAAUUGAAAAAUUAUGCUCUUCAUUAAAGAUAGCAAUCUCACGCCGUAUAUUAUCAGCACAUACUUACAGCCAAAAUUCAAAAGUAAAAGCACAAAUUAAAAAAACUGAUUCUUAAAAUAAAUACUGGAUAAUUAUGUUAAUUUAGUUAAAACUGUUGUUCUUAUUCAUUAUCCUUUCAUCACUCCUUCAAGAGUCAGUUUCUUAAAUAAAUUCCAAUUGGUGUUCAGCUAAUCUUCACUGGACCAUUUUACACAUUAUCCAAUUUUAGACUCUUCUUUCUCAUCAUUUUCUGCAAAUGUUUAACUCCCAAACCUUUAGUUUUCAAUUCCCAUACAUUCAGCAUUUACAGUGUAUGUUCCUCAAACUUUUUCUAGUUGCAGUAUCUUAACCUUAUGUUUUACCUGCUGGUGUUGUCAAAAGCGUCCUUAAUGGCCUGAAAGCCGUCUGUGCUCUCCAACCAGGCCUUGACCUCAGCAGCCUGACAGGCAGAGGGCAGCCUUACGACGGGUCCUCGAGUCAUGCUGUCAGCCAGAAUGCGACUGUUGGCUCCACCUCCCAACUACAGAUCAAACAAUUGCUCGACAACCACGAUUGGUGCUUGCAACCAAGCAGCCCUCUGUCGUUGCCAUAGGAACCUGGAACUGCCUACCAUCCAGGUGCAGUGGUCCAGCCACUCCAACUGGUAUGGGCAUAUAACCAAUCACAUUCUCACAGCAGGUGCCCAUAACCUGGAAGAGAUAUUCAAACGUCAGACACAGCUUAACCAAGGGACCUCACACACUGAUGCAUCCUGCAGCCUCUUACACUGGAGUAGUCAUAGUCUGUAUAUGGGAGGAAGGACAGCGCAGUGGGAGAAGGGAGCUUGGCAGAUAUAAUUUUUCUUCGUAUGGCCACUCCUCUCUCAGGCCUCUCCAUCAUGGCCUCCAGUUUGUAUGCAGGGAUAUGUUUAGAAUUGACCAACAGCAUCACCUCAGCAUCACUCAGAAACGAAGGGCCCAGCUGCAAAUGAAGAAUAUAGUUACAGAUGCAGCAGAGACUCAGAGGCUUUUAGCCAGUCCAGGGUCAUGUGGAUCCUCACUGUACCACACUGCAACUUGAAUUGGUAACCAUACUUAUAAUCGUGGAGAUAAACAAUUGUAGACUGUUACAUAAGGUUUCAUGUAUUUAGUCAAGAAUCUAUUAAUUAUUGUGUUAGCACCACAAGUGAUCUUUCUGUAGGUUUUUCAUUAAGUUAUUAAUUCAUUCUUGUUUCAUGAAACCCCUCUUACUGAACAGCAAAUUAAUCAAACCUGUGUGAUUGUUGCACUUUGCCUUCUGAAUAAAUGAAGAUUGACUGGA